This is a messenger RNA of Xyrichtys novacula (pearly razorfish), 1961 nucleotides long. NCBI's taxonomy places the organism in Eukaryota, Metazoa, Chordata, Actinopteri, Labriformes, Labridae. The record is from the annotation of a GenBank genome assembly.
AUGGAGAACGGUUCAUUUUAUAUAAGAGCUGCUCUUCCUAAUUCUUCUACCACUCAGAGAGAGGAAGAGAAGAGGAGAAUCAUCCAGCAGGUUAAACUCAAACUUCUCUGUUUGACUCUUUUCUCUCUCAACAUUUGGACUUCUUUGAAUGAACUGGACCAACAAGAGCUCAUGUGUUUCCAGGUUUCUCCUCCAGAGUUGUAAUUAUAAAUCUGUUUCUUUGUUGAAGACAGCUCUCUCUGAUCAUCAUCAUCAUCAUCAUCAUCAUGUCCCUCAUCAAGUUUCUGGCUGUUGCUCUUCUUUUUGGCGCCAUGAUGGCAAAAGCUGAUCGUGAGUAUUAUUGCUCAUCUUUCACUCAAUUUCCAUGUCUGGACCGCCCUGUAACUUGAUCAGUGUUGGUUUGAUUUUCAUGAACUUCGUCUGUUUUCUCCUCAUCUGGAGUUUUGCAAAGCUUUCUCUGGAUCAUCCAGUAUGACGGUUCUGGCUGAGAGGGUCAAAAUGACUGAGUGUGUCAAUCUGAGGCUAACAACUAUGUUUCUAACUGUCCAGCUCUCCCGGAGCCAGAGCCAGAGCCAGAGCCAGAGCCAGAGCCGGAGCCAGAGCCGGCGCUGGAGUCAGAGACCGAGGCCGAGACCAAGGCUGAAGAUGAAGAGUUUGAAGCUGACGCUGAAGAGGGUGAGCUGAUUUUGAUGGUCACGGAUUUGUCUUCAGAGUCUUUCAAAACUAUUCACAUACAAACCAACCAUGUCCUCUGAUCAGAGGGAAAUAAACCAGUUGGUGUGCGGGCCUCCACUUCUCAUGAGUUCAGACUAAAGUCCAGUCUAUGGUAUGGUUACUCCAAAGGUAGAUUCCUAAAACUGAUGUCCUCUGUUGUUUCAUUUACCUCCUCAGAAGCGGCUCUCCUAUAUGAGAGAACUCCAACUUGUCCCAGUGGAUGGUAUCUUCUGUCUGGCCGCUGUUUCUUCUAUGAUUCCAAGGUCAGGACCUGGACUCAGGCUGAGGUAACCUGGAGGAUUUGGACUUCUUCAACUCUACCUUGAUUUGGUUUGAGAUUCAUUUUACUCAACUUUCUUCUGUUGAAACUCUUGACUGUCUGUGGACUUUCCUCUGCAGAAAAACUGUCAGAGCUUGGGAGGAAACCUUGCAUCCGUGCACAGCGCUGCAGAGUAUCACAAUAUCCAAUGGCUGGUUACCACGGUGACUCACAAACACGGAGUAGCAUGGCUGGGAGCCUCUGAUGCUGCAGAGGUAUUUGAUCACUACAUCAGGUCUCAGAGUUACACUGUGGAGCUUUAACUGAUCAGAUCUUUGUUUGAUCGUCCAGGAGGGUUCUUGGCUGUGGAGUGAUGGUUCAGCCUUUGACUAUAGGUACUACGGAGGAUUUGACAACUUAAACGGCAAGGAGCACUGUUUGCAAAUGAACGUCGGAGGUAAACCACAAAUUACUGGAGAGGAAACUCUUCAUCUGAGCUGAACAAACUAAAGCUUUGAUAGAUUCACAUUUUAACAUACGCUUGUUUUAUUAGAGAGUAUUUGGCUGUAACACCACCAAGGGUUUCUCUUAGUUUUAGUGGAGCACCAGUUUUUCUGUUUGGCAGUCCUGGACUAACUCCCGUGUCUUUGCCUCUUUCAGAGCACAAGUACUGGAAUGACGCGGAUUGUUAUCUUUAUCGUCCAAGCGUGUGCUCCAAAAAGCCCUGAGAGUUUCCAGGCUGCAGGACCCGAUGAAACCACCAUCACAUCAUCGCUCAUAUAUCUUCUUCUUUAUCCACUCUUUUCUUUCUCUGUCGCUGUAACACAACUUAAGGGAUGAAGCGACAAGUGACACAACAGGAGCUGGGAUGUCUCUGAGACUCGGUGGAAAUGUUCUGGAAAGAUUGCUUUUAGUACAACCUUGUUAUGUGAAGUCAACUUUUGUCUUCUUCUUCUUCAAUAAUAAAAUGUGCAAGCAUUAAAAGAAA